Molecule: messenger RNA, 1155 nt
Organism: Peronospora matthiolae
Lineage: Eukaryota; Oomycota; Peronosporomycetes; Peronosporales; Peronosporaceae
Source: the annotation of a GenBank genome assembly
AUGCGAUGCGCGAGCAAGGCCGCCGAGAGCGCGUCCGCACGUCUCUGUGCGGACGCCAAAGCAGAAACCGCAGCAACUGAUGUCUCAUCGGUUGCUGAAGCGACCCAGCCUGUGUCACUUGGUGAUGCAGGCGCUGGUCAUGAAGACACUCAUGUCUUCACAGAGUAUGAGCUCGGUGUCUCAUACUCUCCUGAUUCGGAAGACGGAUCCGUAUCGACGGCGAUUGAAUCUAAGCCGCCUGCCAAGCGUGGCAUGGAUGAUGCUUUGCGUCGUAGCAUCUUUGGUUCAUCUGAUUCGUCACAUGAACCAUCGCCAAAGCGAAGGCGCUCAAGAUCGCGAGACUCGGGCGCUCACAGUGGUGUCGGUUCUCCUUUGGACACCACUUCGCAGCGAGGUGCCAGUACUUCUGACGACACAUCGCAAGAAGAGCGGGAACGCAGUGUGUUGCGUCUCGCUCCCAAAAAGAAAGCACGGCUGCCUCCAAAGUCAGUCAUGGAUCGCUUGUCGGCGACGACAAGUGAUCGCUAUCGAACACGAUUGUUCGAUUCGUCAAGGAUCCAUCACCUUGACCCCAGCGCGAAAAACUAUCGCGCUGAGAAUGAUUUCUUCAUCGAUGCUUUCUUUGAGCAUCGGUGGCACAUUGGGAAUCACGUGAUGGUCCCUCACUGCUUUAAGCGUGGAACGCCUACAUCCAUAACCUUGAGGAUGUGGGUCGUGACGUUUGAAGCGACAAACUUAUCAAAGCUCGUGAUAAAGGCUUGCCUCCUUACUAGCCCGUGGUGGCGCGCACGCAUCUCUACUGAGGUGUACGGUGGGAUUGACAACCUGAAAUCCCUUUACGACCGUGCCGGGAAGACUUUCUCCGGCGGUCCUUCUGCGGAACAGGAUGUGCCGCGUCGUACUGCUCGACCAGACCCAGUACGUCAACCAUCAGUCGGGAACGGGGCUCCCGAGAAUCCCAGGACGGGGGAUAGCCGCGCCACCGGACGAGAUAACUCGUCCGACGUCCGUUCACGUCGCGGUGGUUCAACAGCUGCUCAACUAGAUAGCGCUGGCCACCGCGAGGUUCCUCUAAUAAAGGGGGAGGAGGAGGAAAGACGCUCUCCACACGAUCAUGUGGAUCGGUGGUUCCCGAGAGCUUCUUUGAUCGCGUAA